This is a messenger RNA of Chanos chanos (milkfish), 2337 nucleotides long. RefSeq names its product splicing factor, arginine/serine-rich 19. The record is from RefSeq and is a predicted model, not a curated record. Lineage: Eukaryota; Metazoa; Chordata; Actinopteri; Gonorynchiformes; Chanidae. The coding region runs from base 1 to 2205 and encodes 734 amino acids. The transcript has 5 exons.
AUGUACGACUCCGACCGGGAGGAGGACGAGGAAGAGGAGGAUGACGACGAUGAUGACGAAGAUGAAGAGGACAUGGAGGAGCUAAGGGGCCGCAUGAUGCGUCGACGCAAAAAACGAAAGACUGCGACCUCGACCUCGAAGAAAAAGGCCGCCGCCCCCAGGGCCCAGCCCCGCCCCUUGUCUUUCUCACGCCCCACCCCUUCCACGCCUCCUCCCUGCCCCAGCUUCCAGGCCCCCCUGGCCCCGCCCACCACAAACAUAAACAACAACAUAAACAUAAACAUUGGCCGCGGGCCCGGCAGCUCGGGGAGCAGGCGACAGCACUGCCCCUACUGCGGCCGGCAUUUCCGCUCUUUGGCCCGGCACCUGGAAAAACACCACGACCAGCAGCCGGAAGUCCGAGCCGCGAUGGAACUGGCUCAGCUCCACACUCAUUCCUCCCACCCUUCGGCAGUUCCCGCCGCGACCUCGCACAAACUCUCUUUCUCCUCCCCCCAGCCCUCCUCUUCGACCGCCUCCUCCUCCUCUGUGCCAUCGUUGUUUUCCCGAGAGAAGGACUCUCAGAACGGCGCCAGCGGCUCGGGCGUUUCUUUCUCCCUCUCUCUCUCCCCGCCUGUGGCUGCCUCCUCCAAAAAGAGCCCUGCCUCCCUCUCCUCCCCUUCCCGAAAGAGUACGGCCACGCCCACCCCUCCUGUGAAGAGCUCCCCGGUCACCCCCCCCAACCCUCCGGCCAGGAGGGGGCGCAGGCCGAAGAAAGAAAAGGUGGAACAGCAGAAGAAGCAAGAGGAGAUGGAGAGAGCAAAGGAGGAGGCCCCUCCCACACCAGGCAGAGAGGAAGAGGAAGAGGAGGAGGAGGAAGAGCUAGAGAUGAGCGAAGUCCGAGAGGAAGAAAGCCCAGAGGAGAAAAACGGAGAGAUGACAAGUUCCCACAGACCUCACAUGCCUCCUCUCCUCUCCUCCCUCUCCACGCUGGUUCUCUACCUCCGCCGGCAGCAACAUUCCUCAUUCCUCUCCCUCUCUCGGACGCCCAACUCUGCGGAGGCCUGGCGUCUGCUGUGCCACUCCAGCCUGGCUCUCCUCAUCCUCUAUAACCGGCACCGCGAGUGCGAGGUGGCCAAACUCACCGUUCAGGACUACCAAAACCGCGUCACGCCUUCCGCCCCCAACGCCGCCUCCCCGAACCCCGCCGGGGGCGCCCUCCCCGCUCUCUCCCCUCUCGAAUCCUGUUUGUCGCCCUUCGAACGCCACGUGCUGUGCCACCUGCCCCGCGUGGGCGUCCUGGGCAAACGCGGGCGCGUCCAGCCCCUCAUCCUGCCCCCCCACGCCGAGGCCUGUCUGGACCUGCUCCUGCGGACGUGCUCGGACGUCGGCGUCGACCCCGAGAGCCCGUACGUCUUCUCCCGGCCGUACCACUCCCCCGCCACCCCGCUGAGGGGCACCGACCUGCUCCGGGGGCUGGCCCGCUCCAGCGGCGCCAAGAACCCGGCGGCCCUGACGGCGCCGCGGGCCCGCAGGCAGGUGGCCAUCCUCACCCAGCUCCUGCUCCUGGAGGAGGGCGAGAGGCAGCAGGGCGCGGCGGCCAAGCGGCUGGAGGACUUCCUGCAGAGCGAGUACCACGUGACGCAGAGCUGCGCCCGCAUCGGGCAGGACCCGGCGCUGAUGGGCCGGGUGGGGCGGGUGGUGCUGUACGGAGAGAGAGACGGAGUUCUUUUCCGCGGGAUGAGCCUGCAGCACAUCUGCCUGGAGCUGGACGUGAUGUCCGGGAACUCUGCGGACUCCUUCUCGGACGACUCGGAGGCGGAAGGGGAGAAGAGUAAAGAGAGGGCGGAGGUGGGAAAGAAAGGAGCGGGGAACGGGAAAGGGCCUCGGCCGAAAAAGGAGAGCAGCCCCCACCCCAUGUCAGUCACCCCCUCCCCCUCCGGACCCCACAAGAAAAGAAACUCACAGCCCAAAUCAGGUAAACGCGGCGUGCUGAAGCGGCCGUGGUCGGAGGCGGAGCGCGUUGCCGUGGAAACACACCUGAAGCGGAACAUCAUGGAGCUGCGGGUGCCGGCGAAGGCCGACUGCGAACGCUGCCUACAGCACUGCCCCCUGCUGGUUACCAACCAGCGCGACUGGAGGGCCAUCAAGUUCUACUGCCACAACCGUAUACAGCUACUGAAGAAACAAGGUCGCAGGGAGGGCAACGUCGCCACUGUCUGCUAACACAACAACAACAACAACAACAACAAAAUCCACAUGUCCUGCACACACACUCACACAUGCCUGUUCCAGACACGAUAGUGGAAGGACGAGGCUUUAGCUCUCCCUGCAGAGUGGGAACUUUACACAUAAACA